AUGACCGCCAGGAGGAGGCAAGAGGAGGAGGAACCCACACCGGCCUCACAGAGGAGGCCAGAGGAGGAGGAGGAUAUUGAGGACGACGACAGAGAUGAGGGCCCCAGUGGGCGGAUGGGCCGAAGAUUUACCAGUGAAGAGAAUGCAGCGCUGGUUGAUGAAGUCAUCGUGCAAUGGGAUGUGUUGUUUGGAUGUCGAUCCCAUCGCAUCAAUGCUGCCAGACGUAAAAAAAUCUGGCAGCUAGUAACGGACAAAGUCAACGCUGUAGGCGCUGUACACAGAGAUCGCAACACUGUGUACAAGCGCUUCAGUGACCUGAAGCGUUGGAUACGGGCGAAGUUUGCUGCCAGGAGAGCAAAGGCCCAGAAGACCGGCGGUGGCACUUUACCAUCUUUGAGGCUGCAGCCUUAUGAACGCCGGCUUCUGGACAUUAUGGGCAGAGAGGUCUGUGAAGGUUUGGAGGGGUCAUUACAUGACACAGACUGGAGAAACUGUCAUAUCAUUCUAUUCCAGUCUCCGAUUUAUAGGAAUGUAUGGUUGCUAUGUGCAAUUUAUUUAGCACAUUUCUUAACAAUUGCAGCACCACCGCGGACAGCGCCACAACCCACGGACAGUGACCAGGACCAGGACCUUGAUCCUCUGCAGCCCCAGGAAGAGGGUGAGGCCGCAGAUAGCCCUAGAGGCCCACAAGCUCAAGAACAUCGAGCUCCCCGGCGCGCCCAGUCGCCAGCCGUGAUACCUGUGGUGCCCCCCAGACGUCAUGCUGCUGAAGCGGGUGCUGCUGCUCCUGCUGCCGAAGCGGGUGCUGCUGCUCCUGCCGCCGCUGCACCAAUUGGGGGACCACCACAGGAGCAACCACAGCGACUGGGUGUGAGACAUGGGGACUAUAUAGGGCUUCUGACAACAAUUAUUCGCCAGCAACGCCGCCAGGAGCUCUGGAUGCGCAGAUGGUUUGCUCUCAUGCAUGGCUCCUUCCGUGAAAGCAUGCAGAGCAUGGAGCAAACCAUGGAAAGAAACAUCCAGGACCUGGUGGCAACUAUUAGAGAACUGGCUCACCAACCACGGGGUUUUGCUGAGGGUCCAGUCCCUGGUCCUGCUGCUGCUCCCCCUCCACCCCCUGCAUCUCCUCAGCAGCGCAGAGGAAGGGGGCGUGGAAGGGGACAAGGUCCUGUCCGAGGGGAUAAGCGCAAACGUCCCUAGCUCCAGUCUGUGUCACUUCUCCAACUGACACUGGCCUCUUUGCCCAUUUUAUCCUGGCAAAGAACUUCGCCCAAUUCACGCUUCAGGUGUGACUUUGUCCGUUACCCAGCAAUGGGACUGACAUCCAAACAACACAUCCCAUUGUUUAGACCAUGCUGCAUUCUCUUCACUGAGGGGUGCCAUUUUAAGAUCUAUUGGCACCCUUUCCAAUAACAUCU
This is a messenger RNA of Xenopus laevis (African clawed frog), 1418 nucleotides long. Its product is annotated as myb-related transcription factor, partner of profilin-like. Lineage: Eukaryota; Metazoa; Chordata; Amphibia; Anura; Pipidae. The transcript is spliced from 5 exons. The coding region runs from base 1 to 1200 and encodes 399 amino acids. The record is from RefSeq and is a predicted model, not a curated record.